AUACAAAAUUUCCAGUAAGGGGAGCGAAUAGAAGCACUCCCAUAUCAGCAAUUAUCAGCGACGGUUACUAUCUCGAGAUAUACCGCUGGGGAAAAAGAAUCACGGCGAUCGUCUCGGAACCUCACAACCAAAUACUAACAACUUCAGGGUCAACUGAUCACCGAUCAUUGCGCUCAACUUUUACGCAGGAAAAAACAACCACCGGAGCCGUUUGGAGACGCUCCCGCUGCGCUGCGUCGUCCUGCGCUCGUCUAUGUGGAGUGACAGCUUUUGUCCGAUCCGUGGACUGGCUCAAGGACCCGGACUGCUUUAUCACCCGGUCGCCCUUAUCUGGACAACAAUUACCACGAGAAUCCCAUUAAGUCGUUUGCUCCAAACGGCCCAGGCAGACUUAUCUGAGGGUGGACACGAUUUCCCAAACGGUUUGUGAAGAUGUAUCAGAGCCUGGCAAUGUCCUCCAACCAGUCCCCGUACGGACACGACACCGGGAAUUACAUCCACCCGUCGGCCAGCUCUCCGGUCUACGUCCCCACCACCCGAGUCCCCACCAUGCUGCCCUACCUGCAGACCUGUGACUCGACCCACCAGUCCCACGGCCUCGGUGGGCACCACGGCUGGCCCCAAACCGGCACAGACGGCUCCUCUUUUGCGCCCGGCAGCCCUCACCCCCCGCACGGCUUUUCGUACCCGCACAGCGCCCCAGUCAGCAGCAACACCGGCCGCGACGCGACCUACCAGAGCCCGUUGGUCCUCGCCAACGGCGCUCGGGCAGACCAGUACGGGGGCGCCCUGGUGCGCUCGGUCGCGGGAUCGUACUCUAGCCCUUACGCGUACAUGAGCCCGGAGAUGGCAACGUCCUCCUGGACGCCGGGGUCGUUCGAGAGCGGAGUGAUCAGCCUGCAGGGACGGCACGGAGGACUGUCUGGGAGAAGGUCCAGUCUGGACCUGAUCGACGACAUGUCCACCGAGGGCCGGGAGUGCGUCAACUGCGGCUCCGUGUCCACGCCGCUGUGGCGCAGGGACGGCACGGGACACUACCUGUGCAACGCCUGCGGCCUCUACCACAAAAUGAACGGCAUCAACCGACCGCUCAUUAAACCGCAGAAGCGACUGCAGACCACGUCCCGCCGGGCCGGCCUCUGCUGCACCAACUGCCAAACCAGCACCACCACGCUGUGGAGACGCAACGCUGAGGGGGAACCCGUGUGUAACGCCUGCGGCCUCUACAUGAAGCUGCAUGGGGUGCCCAGACCUUUAGCCAUGAAGAAAGAGAGUAUUCAGACAAGGAAGCGCAAACCCAAGAUGACCAAGAAUAAAACGUCCACAGGUUCCGCUGCCUCUGACACCAGCUCCCCGACAGCCUCAGAACACGCCUCGACUAUUAAGAGCGAGCCCAGGAUGGCGUCCUCGCCGUAUACUGGACAGACAGGCACGUCUGCCACUCAGGCAGCAUCCCACUUAGACAGCCCAGGAUCUGGACACGUGGACAUUAAAUACGAGGAUUACCCCUUUACCUUGAGCUCAAUGGCCCCACAGAACUCUUGGUGUGCUUUGUCUCAAGCGUGAGGUCUACAGACGGCGUCCGCAGCCUCUGUCCCACAACUCUCCACUCCGGAGCCGUGGGAGACAACUGAGACCGGUUAUGGCGACAUGUGUUCAGGCACACUUUCGUACACCUUGAUCUAGUCCGUGCCAUACUGUAUCCAAUGGCUCUGGGACGGGACAUGUGGUACCUCCAGGGCCGCCUCCACUGCUCCGCCAGGGCGAAGGACUCGCUGAACAAGGACUAAAAAAGAACUCCCAACCAACCAUUCCCAUUUAUUCAGAAAGACAGCAACAACUACGUUUUGCUAAAAUAAAUCUUUCUUUGGAGAAAACCGGACCAAUUAAACCAAUGCAAAGACAAUCAAGUGGAAUGUAACGAUAACCUCUUUUUUUUAAGAGCUGACAAUAGAUUUUAGUUUGUUGUUGUGGCUGGUGUUCGUGGAUACCUUCCCGUGGUCUUGCAUAACAACAGAAUUGUUAUUGCAGGAAAAAAAGCAGAAAGUGGGGAGAAAAAUACCUUUUUUAUGGCUGUUGAACAUUUCUCAUUACAGGUGUGUAGAUGAUUAACUUUUAUGGGCCCAUUAUUUAUGUUGAGAUAAGGACAGUUGAAAGUCAUGUGCACACUAAAAGCAACAGAUAUAGCCCCACUGCUCUCUGGGCUAGAGGCUGGUGUGUUGACGCUUAGGUUGUGUGAGUGACCUCACAAGACACAAGCUCCAUCUUGUAUGAUUCAUUGGACAAUCAGCAGACACGAUUCUCGAUUCUCACAUCAUAAAACACAACGUUUGUUUAAUUUAGUGUUUGACAAUUAAAGUGCAAUGACUCAGUUUUUCAUUUUAAGCAAAUUCAGUUACAUCAAAACAAGUGUGAAUGAUUGUAAACCUAAUAAUCUAAAAUUAUUGUCUGUAUUUUGUCAAUAUGUAAGGAAUUUCUAUUGUAAUGUUUUAAAGAAUUUUAUCUUGUUUAUUCUUUUCUUUUUGGAAUCUGUUAAGGUCAAUAAACCGACUCACAUGCUAUCA
Messenger RNA from Gasterosteus aculeatus aculeatus (three-spined stickleback), 2564 nucleotides. RefSeq names its product GATA binding protein 5 (gene gata5). Gene Ontology annotation, cellular component: nucleus. Lineage: Eukaryota; Metazoa; Chordata; Actinopteri; Perciformes; Gasterosteidae. Gene Ontology annotation, molecular function: DNA-binding transcription factor activity, RNA polymerase II-specific; zinc ion binding; RNA polymerase II cis-regulatory region sequence-specific DNA binding. Gene Ontology annotation, biological process: negative regulation of transcription by RNA polymerase II; cardiac muscle tissue development; cell fate commitment. The record is from RefSeq and is a predicted model, not a curated record.